UCGGUCGGGAUUCAGAUCCACGGGAGAAUAACCGGAAACGGUUUUAAUGAUAAACCAUCACGUUUGGGGGAGAGGAUAUCCCAUUUUAUGGUGACAUUAACACUCAACGCGCCGCUUUAUCCGCUGCCUGAGGAUGGCCGCUGCAGUAUGAGGUGUUGUCUAUUUGGAGAAGAUUGAGUGAACCAUGGCACAGUUCCCAACCACAUUCACAGGUCCAGAUGUGUUUCUGAUCUCCGUGGAUGAGAGAGCCAAACAUGACCAGCAGUUUCUCAGCCUCUGUCCGACCGCUGGGGGUUACAUCACAGGUGACCAGGCUAAGAACUUUUUCCUCCAAUCAGGGCUGCCCCCACCCAUCCUGGCCCAAAUAUGGGCUCUAGCCGAUAUGAACAGCGAUGGCCGGAUGGAUAUCCACGAGUUUUCCAUCGCUAUGAAAUUAAUCAAAUUGAAGCUCCAGGGUCACCCUCUCCCCCCAGCACUUCCUCCCAGUAUGAAACAACCUCCUUUACCCCCGCAGUCUAGCUUUGGAAUGCCUCCUCUAGGACCCAUGCCAACCUCUCUCCCAGGUGUGCCCCCGCUCCCCUUCCCUCCCCUCCCCGUUGGGGUGUCUCCCCCCCUCGUCUCAUCUGCACCACCUCCUCUUCCGCAGCCCAUAGCUAAUGGAGCUCCUCCGACAGCCAUGAUACCACCCAUCUCCAACUUCCCCCACCCAGCUCCUGCUGUCAACAAGUCCUCAUCAUUUAACCGUUCCAGCACCAAGCUGCAAAAGGGGCCAUCGUUUGAUGCUGCAAGUGCACAGGUUCCUCCAGAUUGGGCAGUUCCUCAGUCCUCCAGGCUGAAGUACAGACAGCUGUUUAACUCGCAUGACAAGAUGAUGAGUGGACACCUCACUGGUCCCCAGGCCCGAACUAUCCUGAUGCAGUCCAGUCUUCCUCAGACUCAGUUGGCAACAAUAUGGAGCCUGUCAGACAUCGACCAGGAUGGAAAACUAACAGCUGAGGAGUUUAUCUUGGCUAUGCACCUCAUAGAUAUGGCUAUGUCAGGGUUACCGCUGCCUCCUGUGUUACCGCCAGAUUACCUUCCACCAACAUUCAGGCGCGUGCGAAGCGAUAGUGUUCAGUCGGAUCCGAAGAGUGUCCAGGAGGAGCCGGAGGAGGAAUCUGAGAGCAGCCAAGACAAGAAAUUACCAGCCAUUAUCCCCACAGUGUCAUUUGAGGAUAAAAAGAGGGAGAAUUUUGAACGAGGAAACCUGGAGUUGGAAAAGCGGCGUCAGGCUCUGCAGGAGCAGCAGAGGAAAGAGCAGGAGAGGCUGGCUGCGCUGGAGAGAGAGGAACAGGAGCGGAAGGAGCGUGAGCGUCUGGAGCAAGAAAGGAGGCGGCAGAUGGAACUUGAAAAACAACUGGAGAGACAAAGAGAGCUGGAGAGACAGAGAGAAGAAGAGAGACGCAGAGAGAUAGAGAGGAGAGAGACUGCGAAACGCGAACUGGAACGCCAGCGUCAGUUGGAGUGGGAGCGGCAGCGGCGCCAGGAGCUUCUGACUCAACGAAACAGAGAACAGGAGAGUAUAGUGCUGCUCAAAGCCAGGAAGAAAACACUGGAGUUUGAACUGGAAGCUCUGAAUGACAAGAAGAGCCAGCUGGAGGGUAAACUGAAAGAUGUUCGGUUUCGUCUGUCAGCUCAGCGGAGAGAGGUGGAGCAGACCAACAUGACCAGAGAAACGCGCAUCGCUGAGAUUACACUGCUACAACAGCAGCUGCAGGACACUCAGCAGUGGUUGGGGAGGCUGAUUCCUGAUAAACAGAUUCUCAACGACCAGUUGAAGCAGGUCCAGCAGAACAGUCUGCACCGCGACAGUCUGUCGUCCCUGCAGAAGGCCGUUGAGCAGAAAGAGAGCAGCAAACAUCAGCUCAAAGAGCAGCUGGAUGCCGUGGAGAGAGAAACCAGGGCCAAACUACUGGAAAUAGAUGCUUUCAACACGCAACUGAAGUCUCUGUGUGAGUUCUAUGCCAACCACUGUGCCAGGAUAGAGGCCCUGCUGCGCCAGCUUCAGGAGGAGGAGAGGCAUCAGGAGCAGGGACAGCUGCAGGAGUUUGUGUCUGCCGUCAGAGUGUGUCUGACUCGGCUAGACUACGUUAUAAAGGAGCUGCGGGAGAUCCACAGCCGGCAGCAGAGACAGAAACAGAAGGAGCUGGAGGGCGACACACACUCACUGACACACACACACUCUCACAUGCACACCCCAAGUGAGAGAAAGUCUGCUGAGCUGCAGGAGAGCGGACUGUCGUCAGAGGAAAGUGUCGCCUGGAAGGAUGAAACGGGAAGCUCUGCACCCAUGCCGCCGAGCCCCGCUCCCAUUUCUGCGCCGCAUGCCUGGCUAAACAGAGUCACUCAGGAAGACGAGGAGAGGAAAAGGAAAGAGAUGGAACAGGACGAAGAGGGCAGGAAGGGAGUGGGAUCAAUAGAAGAGAAGGAGGGCGAGGGCAGAGGGAAGAAGGAUGUGCAAGAGAAGCUGAGCAAGCUGUUCAGCCAGCCAGCUGACCCCUGGGGCGCAGCAGGAGAUAAGGGUCACGGUCCCAGUCUGUUUGACCAGAAAACCCCGGUCACCAGCUUCGACCAGCAGCAGCAGCCAGUUAAAGUGGUCUACUACAGGGCUCUCUAUCCAUUUGAUGCUCGCAGCCAUGAUGAGAUCAGUAUCACCCCUGGAGAUGUUAUCAUGGUGAAGGGGGAAUGGGUGGACGAGUCUCAGACAGGUGAGCCCGGUUGGCUGGGAGGAGAGCUGCGGGGCCGGACCGGCUGGUUUCCAGCCAACUACGCCGAACGGAUCCCCGACAGCGAAGCUCCAAUCAGCCUCCGCUCCUCCGCCUCGGCCACCCCCACCCCGACCCAGCAGCCCCUGAGCACGCCCCCCCCAGCGCCCGGACACCCCGCCACCGCCACCACCUCCACAUCAUCAGCCAACAGCAACUGGGCCGACUUCAGCACCACUUGGCCCUCAAACACAUCUAGCCAAUCAGACAGUGAGGGAUGGGACGCGUGGCCGACCUCUUCAACCAAUCAGAAUCCAUCUCUCAGUGUCCCUUCAGCGCAGCUAAGGCAACGCUCCGCCUUCACUCCCGCCACCAUGACAACAGGCUCCUCUCCAUCUCCAGUACUAGGACAGGGAGAGAAGGUGGAGGGUCUCCAGGCUCAGGCUUUGUAUCCCUGGAGAGCAAAGAAAGACAACCACCUCAACUUCAACAAAAACGAGAUAAUAACGGUGUUGGAGCAGCAGGACAUGUGGUGGUUGGGUGAACUUCAGAACGGUCAAAGAGGCUGGUUCCCCAAAAGUUACGUCAAGCUCAUCUCAGCCAACAUGGCGCCCCCCGUCAGCGCCGUCGCACGCAGCAAAAACAACAAUGAAUCUGGAAUAUCAGAGAGCCCACCCAACGGAAAACGUCCAUCCCCUUCACCGACAAAACCCACAGAGUCUGGAGAAGAAUACAUGGCCAUGUACACGUAUGAGAGCAGUGAGCAGGGGGACCUGAGCUUCCAGCAGGGAGAUGUUGUUCUGGUCACCAGGAAAGAAGGGGACUGGUGGACGGGCAUGGUCGGGGGCAAAACUGGAGUCUUUCCAUCCAACUACGUCAAACCCCGGGACUCGGCCUUGGAGGCUCUGGGACCAGCAGGGAAGACGGGCAGCCUCGGGAAGAAACCUGAGAUUGCGCAGGUGAUCGCGCCCUACACGGCGACGGGAGCAGAGCAGCUGACGCUGGCUCCUGGACAGCUCAUCCUCAUCAGGAAAAAAAACCCUGGGGGCUGGUGGGAGGGCGAGCUGCAGGCUCGAGGGAAAAAGCGUCAGAUAGGUUGGUUUCCAGCCAAUUAUGUGAAGCUGCUGAGUCCCAGCACCAGCAAAACGACUCCCACGGAGCCCACACCUCCUAAACUGGCUCCUGCCAACACAGCUCUGUGUCAGGUGAUCGGGAUGUACGACUAUGUGGCUCAGAACGACGACGAGCUGGCUUUCCAAAAGGGUCAGGUGAUCACAGUGAUCAACAAGGACGACUGUGAUUGGUGGAAAGGAGAACUGAACGGGAGGGAGGGUCUGUUCCCCAGCAACUACGUCAAAAUGACCACAGACACGGACCCGAGCACGCAGUGGUGCGCCGACCUCCACCUGCUGGACAUGCUGAGCCCCAUGGAGAGGAAGAGGCAGGGCUACAUCCACGAGCUGAUCGUCACCGAGGAAAACUACGUCAACGAUCUGCAGCUCGUCACAGAGAUCUUUCACAAGCCUCUGUUGGACGUUGAGUUGCUGACUGAGAAGGAGGUGGCCAUGAUCUUUGUCAACUGGAAGGAGCUCAUCAUGUGCAACAUCAAGCUGCUCAAGGCUCUGAGGGUGAGGAAGAAGAUGUCGGGGGAUCGGAUGCCUGUGAAGAUGAUCGGGGACAUCCUGACCAACCAGCUGCCCCACAUGCAGCCGUACAUCAGAUUCUGUUCGUGUCAGCUGAACGGCGCCACGCUGAUUCAGCAGAAGACAGACGACAACCCCGAGAUCAAAGACUUCCUCAAGAGGUUGGCCAUGGAUCCCAGGUGCAAGGGCAUGCCGCUGUCCAGCUUCCUGCUCAAACCCAUGCAGAGAGUCACGCGCUACCCUCUCAUCAUCAAAAACAUCCUGGAAAACACCCCCGAGUCCCACCCCGACCACAGCCACCUGAAGGCUGCUCUGGAGAAGGCUGAGGAGCUGUGCUCGCAGGUGAACGAGGGCGUCAGGGAAAAGGAAAACUCGGACCGCUUGGAGUGGAUCCAGGCUCACGUCCAGUGUGAGGGCUUGUCGGAGCAACUGGUGUUUAACUCGGUCACCAACUGUCUGGGCCCCAGGAAGUUCCUCCACAGUGGGAAGCUGUUUAAAGCCAAGAGCAGCAAGGAGCUGUACGGGUUUCUGUUCAACGACUUCCUGCUGCUGACUCAGAUUCCUCACCUGUCCCAAGAAAAUCAGCACAGUGAAAGUAAAACUGUUUACUUCUCACAGGUGACCAAACCCCUGGGCUCGUCGGGGUCCGACAAAGUGUUCUCGUCCAAAACGCACCUGCAGUACCGCAUGUACAAGACGCCGAUCUUCUUAAACGAGGUGCUAGUGAAGCUGCCAACGGACCCGUCGGGGGACGAGCCGCUCUUCCACAUCUCUCACAUAGACAGAGUUUACACGCUCAGAGCUGAGAGCAUCAAUGAAAGGACAGCGUGGGUUCAGAAGAUUAAGGCGGCCUCAGAGCUCUUCAUCGAGACGGAGAAGAAGAAGAGGGAGAAGGCGUAUCUAGUUCGCUCUCAGAGGGCCACCGGUAUCGGGAGGCUGAUGGUCAAUAUCGUGGAGGGGAUUGAGCUGAAACCCUGUCGUUCCCACGGAAAGAGUAACCCGUACUGUGAAGUGACCAUGGGUUCCCAGUGCCAUAUCACAAAAACAUUACAGGACACACUGAAUCCCAAGUGGAACUCCAAUUGUCAGUUUUUUAUUAAGGACCUUGAGCAGGACGUCCUGUGUAUCACUGUGUUUGAGCGAGACCAGUUCUCCCCUGACGAUUUCCUGGGCAGGACGGAGAUCCGGCUGGCAGAAAUCAAGAAGGAUCAGGGCUCUAAAGGACCGAUCACCAAGAGGCUGCUGCUGCACGAGGUUCCCACGGGGGAGAUCGUGGUCCGACUGGACCUGCAGCUGUUUGAGGAGCCGUGAGAUGCGGGCAGGACCGGGUCGGACUGGACGGGCCUGACAGGGAUAUACCAGACCCGGUACGAGCUGCACCUGCAGCUGGACUGGAUUAGAUUGGACCAGCGGGCUGGACUGGGCUGCACUUUCUCAUUACGCUGGUUAUAUUAAAGUGGUGCAUUGGGUUUAGUGGACGUCUGUGCGUGCCAGCUAUCUUCUCCCGAGUCCAGAGGCAUCAGUAAUUGUACUAAAGGUGUGUAAUAAUUAGCUCCACGGUGUCAUGGUUGGAAGAUUACCUCUUAUAGGUUAACUCUGGCAGCGCUGACCCUGUCUCACAUAUUUCCACCCAUAUACGACCAAUGUGGAGCUCAGUGUUUCUGUGAAUUCACACAAUUUACAAUACCAACGGAUUUUUUAAAAUUAUUUUCUUUUCACACUGAGCAUCUUGCACGAAAAGGGUCGGCCCAAACGAGGGAAGGCCUUUGCAUUAACAUGCUAAGCCAGGGAUCAGCAACCCGCGGCUCUAGAGCUGCAUGCGGCUCUUUAGCGCCGCCCUAGUGGCUCCUGGAGCUUUUUCAAAAAUGUUUGACCUUUUUCUUCUUUUUUCUUUUUUCUUCUUUUUUUCUCUUUUUUUCUUCCUUUUUCCUUUUUAAUCUCGACAUUUCGACUUUUUUCACAAAAUUCUGACUAUUUUGACUUUUUUCUGACUUUUUUCUCAACAUUUCAACUUUUUUCUCAAGAUUGUACUUCAACGUUAAUCUUGACAUUUCAACUUUUUUCUCAACAUUUCGACUUUUUUCUCGACAUUUCCAAUGUUUUUCUUGAAAUUAUGACUCUUUUCUCGACAUUUCGAUUUUUUUCUCGACAUUUCAACUUUUUUUCUCAACAUUUUAACUUUUUUCUUGACAUUUCGCCUUUCGCCAUUUGCCUUCAUUCUAAGGCUGAUACAUACAAGACUUUUCAUUUUUUUGCGGCUCCAGACAUAUUUGUUUUUUAUGUUUUUGGUCCAAUACGGCUCUUUCAACAUUUUGGGUUGCCGACCCCUGUGCUAAGCAAACACGCUACACACGCUCCAGCUUUGACAUGAAUUGAUCCCAACCUGCCCCCUAAUUGCAAUCGUCUUAAGCCAUGUUUACGGGCUACCAGGUUUUAGUAGUUUUGUUUUUAUUAAUUGCUAACAAACAGAUAAACGUCAACGACCACUGGCACGUCAGUUCACUGACACUAAUGUGCUAUUAACCCACAAUCAUGUUACUGCAAAAACCACUUCCAUGUGUCACGGUAGUUAGUUCUUCCAGUCCGUGACUCUCUUCCUGCCCGGCUGAGAUGGUUUCAUGGAGGUCGUUCCUGUUGAGAUGAGAGAUGUUACAGAAGCAGCAGUACCCGUCUCAGCGAGGCUCGUUUCUGUUCCACUCCGGUCCAGUCCAGUCCGCGCGGGUCCUCCCUCAGUCCGACCCAGUUCAGUCUCCCGUCCAGUCUCGGGGAAAUCAGGCGGAUCUCUACUGUUCCCUCUCCUCCUUCCUCAUCCAGCCAGUCUCACCCUCCACACAAGUCCGGCCCUCUUCUUCUCUGUUCCAAGCAAAUCCAACCCUCUAAGUGUGUGUGUGUGGAUGUGAGUAUGAAUGUGUGUGUGUGUGUGACUGUACGAGUCUUAAGAUGGACAGAUUAAUCACUGACGCAGCUCAGUCCUACUUAUUUUUCACAUCGAGUCUUACACAUCUCAGAGUUUUGGAGGUAGAAGGACCUUUUAACGUCGUUUUAUUUUUCACGUCCGCUGGACACUUUGUUCCAGCCAGUAAUAGAUAUGUACAGAUUCAGUGAGAAGUUCUACCAGCGGUGAUAAGCUGAAAGAUUUUAACACGAUGUAUGCCGAGCGUCCGGAGCAUCUGGCCCUUUGACGUGCACCAAACACGAUAACGUGGCUGAAGCAACAGGUACGCAAGCUGGUGUACAUGUAGGUACUGUGAAGAAGAAUGUCUCUUUUUUUUCUUUUUUUUAUGGGUGCACAAAGAGGUUGCAGAUGGAGCGGACCUCUGUCAUGAAUAAGAAACUCUUCACGUUGCUGCUGCGUCGAGCUGUCGCAGCGGUCGUCACUAUGCAGGGAGGGAAUGGUCCACGGCAUCGGGCCGGGGGCGGGGCAGACGUGUUUUAGACCACGUUCACACGGAAACCUGCAAUAACCUUGCAGCACGUCGGCACGCCCAGCACUUUUAAAACGGACACCGCCGCUGAUAUUUGAGCGGAGGAGAUUUGACUGAAGUGAUAUCACAGCUGCCAUUUUGAGUAAUCAGAUAAGGACGGUUGGUCCGGGAAAAAUGAAAUAAACUCAACAUGGGUUAGGUUAGAUUCUCUUUCUUGUGUGCAGAUCAAAGCCACUGUAUGAACUGAUAUCUGAGCAGAACGUGCCCAUGUCUAUCCCCUCAGAGUUCCUCAGACCUUCAUGGAUCCUGAGAUCCCUAACGAGCUCGUUCGGAUCAAUACUGAUAGCUAAAAACACUUUAACGGCUCGAUUAAGGCCCUCUGUUGAACUCGAGCCGCCGAACGCUGUGCCCCGGUUGUAUCUGUGUUCAAGAACAUCACCUUUAUCUUUUAAAACUCCCACAAAAGUUGUCCUAUUAGUGAAACUGCGUGAAAAUACUGCUUAAAAUUAGAAAGCUAGUUGGCUUGUGAGCUAGAAUAAGCCUCAUGAAAGCAUGAGUUUAUUGGUUACAGUGUUUAACAUUAAUUCACUUAAGUAUUUAAGAUCAGAGGAUUUGUAACUUGCAAAGAGAGGGAAGUAUUUUGAAAGAAAACAACCCACUAAAGACAAUAAUAUGCGUAUUUCUGGUGCCUUCACUCUCACGCGGGGGGGGGGGAUCCCCGUCCAGUCUCACAGAAGGUGGUUCUUUUUUAAAGAAAAGGAUUUUUCAUUCAACCAUAUCAUGAUGUCGCUUCUCCACGCCGAGAUCACGACCUCAGGGGUUGCUUAGCUGGCCGCGUCCAUGGCUCCUCGUAGUUCACCCACCUGAGUAUUCAAAAUGGCGGCCGUCGUCGGUCCGACCGGACAGCAGGCGUCGGCGAGUGUACAGAAGUCUUACUAGUUCGAUGUGUUAGUUAGCAAAUCUAUUUAGUCCCUUUUUUUGAUUUGAGGCCACGGCUGCAGUAACGCUCCGAGUUAACGCUGGGACGUCGGUUACCGUAGCGACCAGACACUGUCCAGUCAGCAGCUGGGCCGCGUGGCGGAGGAAGCUGUUGGGUGUCCCGGUGUCCCUCUUCCCCUUCUUGCCACUCCGUACCGGACCCAACCGAAUCCAGUUUGAGCCCGUCGUUACUGUCGACCUCCCGGGUUGUGUAAAAUACUGCUGUUAUCUGAGAGUUAAUAUAUGAGCGCGGCGGGCGCCACGGAGGCGGCCUGCUGUUAAUUAUCACUGUAGAAGACGAUAUGUGGUUGUCUUUCAAUGUUCAGAAUAAAAUUCAGUUGGACCAAGA
This is a messenger RNA of Cololabis saira (Pacific saury), 9139 nucleotides long. It is a transcript of the gene itsn1, whose product is annotated as intersectin 1 (SH3 domain protein). The record is from RefSeq and is a predicted model, not a curated record. The transcript is spliced from 48 exons. Gene Ontology annotation, molecular function: guanyl-nucleotide exchange factor activity; calcium ion binding; protein binding. Gene Ontology annotation, biological process: positive regulation of Rho protein signal transduction; intracellular signal transduction. Bases 185 to 5698 code for a protein of 1837 amino acids. NCBI's taxonomy places the organism in Eukaryota, Metazoa, Chordata, Actinopteri, Beloniformes, Belonidae.